This is a messenger RNA of Cydia splendana, 502 nucleotides long. RefSeq names its product large ribosomal subunit protein mL52 (gene mRpL52). Gene Ontology annotation, cellular component: mitochondrial large ribosomal subunit. The record is from RefSeq and is a predicted model, not a curated record. The transcript is spliced from 3 exons. Gene Ontology annotation, biological process: mitochondrial translation. Bases 86 to 457 code for a protein of 123 amino acids. Gene Ontology annotation, molecular function: structural constituent of ribosome. Lineage: Eukaryota; Metazoa; Arthropoda; Insecta; Lepidoptera; Tortricidae.
AUGUCAAAUGUGCUAAUGUCAUAACAUUGCUGUAUUAUAGGUUAUCAUACAAAAAAAUAAUUGUACGGGUAAUCAAGCUUUUAAAAUGAGUAUCUUAAUGAAAAAGACCUCAUUGCAUCUUCCAAUUGCACUGUUGAAUCGCAGUUUUAGCUGCACUCCUGCGCUGGAAAUCAAGCAAUGGCGUGUCAGCAAAGGUCUGCCUGUGAAUCGCAACGCCGAGGGCAUACUUACCGAUGGUCCGGAUUAUACUUUCUUGGAUGGACGUCCUACACCUUUACUGCAUAAACAAAAGCUCCGCAUGGAGAAACAACAAGACUAUGCAUCCCGGAUAGUUCAGCUUAGCUCGGAAUUGGACUUUGCUAAAGAGAGAUACCAGAACAUACAGAAAGCCAAAGAGGAAGAGAGACAGAGAAUAUUGAACAACAGGUUGAAACCCAAAGGAGAAGCAUUGAAGUAGAAUUUGUUUAUAAUUUAAGUUAGAUAAUAAAUUGUGUUAAGUAGU